Messenger RNA from Adineta ricciae, 648 nucleotides. Lineage: Eukaryota; Metazoa; Rotifera; Eurotatoria; Adinetida; Adinetidae. The record is from the annotation of a GenBank genome assembly.
AUGUUAUCGACUCAUCCAAUCGAAGUCAAUUUCUGCCUAAUGUCGAGAGCAUCAUUUGAAGAGAGUUACCGUGAAUUUUUCGGACUAUAUACAGAUCGAAUUCGUUCACUUCAUGUCUUCAAUCGAUUAAUCAUCAACUCAAUUAUUUCAUUCAUACCAAAUCCAUCAUUAUUCACUCGACUUGAAACAUUGUAUUUGAACAAUGUGAACAUAAAAGAUUCGCAUGAACUUUUCGAUUACUUAUCCCUCUUACCGCAACUUUCCACAUUAAUUAUCUCUUCGAUUAACAAAUGUUAUGAUAAAAAUCUAAUCUACAAUAGCAUAUUUCGUUUAUCAUCAUUGAAAUACUGUAAAAUUUCAAUUAAUGAUACCGACGACACACCGCACGGUCUGCUCAUAACUGGAAGUGAUAUACUGAGUCCUAUUGAACACUUGGUUAUUGAUUCUUGCAUAUAUCUUCAAGAACUUGCGCUUCUUUUAUCCCAUGUGCCACAUCUUCGUCGUUUAUCGAUCAAAUGCGUCAUUUCAACCUUCAAUUUCUAUCGCGAAACAUUGCGCUUAACAUUGCACGAUCUUACUCAUGUUUCGCUCAAACUCAAGUACNAGACAAGAAGAGUGAGUUUCGAUCAACAUGAUUUCUUAUUGUGA